Messenger RNA from Seriola aureovittata, 4771 nucleotides. RefSeq names its product adducin 1 (alpha) (gene add1). Gene Ontology annotation, cellular component: plasma membrane; postsynaptic density; cytoskeleton. Bases 15 to 2648 code for a protein of 877 amino acids. The transcript has 15 exons. Gene Ontology annotation, biological process: positive regulation of establishment of endothelial barrier; barbed-end actin filament capping; positive regulation of adherens junction organization. The record is from RefSeq and is a predicted model, not a curated record. Gene Ontology annotation, molecular function: actin filament binding. Lineage: Eukaryota; Metazoa; Chordata; Actinopteri; Carangiformes; Carangidae.
GAGGCCAGGCCAGGAUGAACGGCGAGUCAGGUGCCGGAGUUGUGACGGCCCCCCCUCCCACCACGGCCCCCCACAAGGAGCGGUACUUCGACCGGGUGGACGAGAGCAGUCCAGAGUACCAGAGGGAGAGGAACAUGGCACCCGACCUGCGGCAGGACUUCAACAUGAUGGAGCAGAGGAAGAGGGUCUCCAUGAUACUACAGAGCCCGGCAUUCUGCGAUGAGCUGGAGACAAUGAUCCAGGAUCAGCUGAAGAAGGGGAAGACGCCCACGAGCCUGUUGGCUCUGCAGCAGAUCGCAGACUUCAUGACCACCAGCAUGCCUUCCAUGUAUCCCGCUGCGCCACAAGGAGGCAUGGCGGCGCUCAACAUGAGUUUGGGCAUGGUUACUCCCGUGAAUGAUCUGCGCGGCUCAGACUCUAUCUCCUACGACAAGGGCGAGAAGCUACUUCGCUGCAAGCUGGCUGCCUUCUAUCGGCUCGCUGACUUGUUUGGCUGGUCUGAGCUCAUCUACAACCACCUCACAGUCAGGGUGAAUUCAGACCAGGAGCGUUUCCUUAUUGUCCCUUUCGGGCUCCUGUACAGUGAAGUCACUGCCUCCAGCCUGGUAAAGAUAAACCUUCAAGGUGAGAUAGUGGACCGGGGCAGCACCAACCUCGGAGUCAACCAGGCCGGCUUCAACCUCCACUCUGCCAUCUAUGCUGCACGGCCCGAUGUCAAGUGUAUCAUACAUGUACACACACCUGCGGGUGCUGCGGUGUCGGCCAUGAAAUGCGGCCUGUUGCCCAUCUCACCUGAGGCGCUGUCUCUGGGCGAAGUGGCCUACCAUGACUACCACGGCAUACUGGUGGAUGAGGAAGAGAGCACCCUUAUACAAAGGAACCUAGGGCCUAACAGCAAGGUGCUCAUCCUGAGGAACCAUGGCUUGGUGUCUGUUGGUGAAACAGUGGAGGAAGCUUUCUAUUACAUCCACAACUUGGUCACUGCCUGUGAGAUCCAGGUGCGAACACUGGCCAGCGCUGGAGGGCCUGAUAAUCUAGUGAUGCUGGACCCGGGGAAAUACAAGUCGCGUCCAAGGGUCCCUGAGCCAGUCGGCGACGGGUCCUCAACACACCCCAAGUGGCAAGUCGGGGAGCAGGAGUUUGAGGCUCUCAUGAGAAUGCUCGACAACUUGGGCUACAGGACAGGCUAUCCUUACCGCUGCCCGGCAUUGCGAGACAAAGGUAAAAAGUACAGUGAUGUGGAGAUCGCGUCCUCUGCCCACGGUGGUUACUCAUACGGGGAGGACAGCGACUCAGGUGCUCGCUCCCCGCUGAAACACAGCUUCCAGCGCGGCCAGCGUGACAAGACCCGCUGGCUCAAUGCUGGCGGCCGGCCCGAUGAGCCCUACGAGGACGGGCCCGACGGCAACAGCCCCAAGUCGAAGCCUAAGGUGUGGACGAACAUAACACACGAUCACGUCAAACCCUUGCUGCAGUCUCUCUCGUCCGGUGUCUGCGUGCCAAGCUGUAUAACCAACUGCUUGUGGACAAAGGAAGACGGCCUCCGCCAGGCUGCCGCAGCCAAUCAGUUCAUCCCGUUGAACACCAAUCCAAAGGAAGUCCUGGAAAUGAGGAAUAAGAUCCGGGAGCAGAACCUGCAGGACAUAAAGACAGCAGGGCCCCAGUCUCAGGUUCUGUGUGCCAGCACCGUGGUGGAACGCACCUUUACCCAGGGGGAGCUUGUGACCGCGUCCAAGGCCAUCAUUGAAAAGGAGUACCAGCCCAAGGUGAUCGUCAGCAAGCAGGGUCCCAACCCCUUCACCAAACUCACCGACCAGGAGCUGGAGGAAUACCGCAAGGAGGUGGAGCAGAAACAGAAAGGGCCUGAAGGUAAAGAUGAUGAACGGAGCAGAGAAAUUGAAAGAAUGCAGGGUCGAGGCGCUAGUAGUGAGGGAUCAGCCUCCACCGUAUCCUGUCCUGAGGCUGAAAUGCUACCAAGAGGUGAAGCCUCUGUCUCCACACCUCUACAGUCGACAAGUGACUCGCCCAGCUUAGAGAAAGUCCCGCCUUUAGCGGCCGCACCCACUACACCAGCCUCCGAGCCGAUCUCCUCUUCCCUCGGCCCAGCUCAGGGCGGCACUGACUCUGCAGGGACGCUAGCAGAUGACGUUUUUUCGACUGCAGAUGAGGUUUUUUCAGCUCCAGAUUCCCCACAUAAGGAGUUCCACUGUGCUGUGCUGCGAGCCCUCAGCAAGGAGUCUUCAAUCGUAGAGGUCGCUAAGGCAGAUCAGGCUCCAGACUCGGAGCAACUAGUAGAGCUAGAGGAGGAGUCCGAAGACCAGAAACCCACCUCCACGCCACCCAGCACCCCAGUCAGAGCAGAGGAUGAAUCCUUGCCUGAACAAACCUAUAAGGAUGAGAGCGAUGCAGCCACCCUGAGACAGACCCUUCCAGAUUUAACACCCGAUGACCCCUCCGAUGCCCCAGCACUUCCUGCCGAAGACUCCGCCUCUGCCCCUGCCAUCGCAGACGCCGUCGAGGGGGAGGAACCCGCUGAAGCUGGCGACCAGGAGGGUGAUGAGUCUCCCAGCAAAUCACCCUCUAAAAAGAAAAAGAAGUUCCGCACUCCUUCCUUUCUAAAGAAAAACAAAAAAAAGACAGAGUCCUAGAUUGGAGAAUGUUGGAUCGGUCCUCAAGGCUGCCCUCCGCCUCUUUUAAGUUUUGCUAUUUGUCUGCUAUCAUUGCACCCUUCGAGCAAGCCACAGUUAUACACAGUUACGCUUUUUUGUUCUUUUGGUAUCAUUUGUCGCUGGCUUAUUAACCUAUUUUUCCUCGUUAGUGUGUGCCAAUUUUGUAUACAGUGUAAAAAUGAUUGCAUCAGAAUUUUUAAUUAUUAGAGGCUUUUAGUUGUGAGUGAGUGAUGCAUUCAGUCUUGUCCACUCCAUCUGGCCUUUUGUGCAUGUCUAUUACUGCAGGCCCACACGCUUGAUGUGAGGUUUUAGGGUUUUACCACCCUCAUUUUUUUUUUUAAAAAGAGUAUUACUAAACUGUUAUAACCACUAGAAUGUAUUGGGAUUGUAUCAAAUUGUCAAAGUGUCUUUUAAAAUCCAGUGAACGCAGAAAGAGAAGCUUGUGCCCUCUCAUUUAACUGGUGGUAAAUUCUGACAGUAAGAACUACAAAUUACAUAUUUCUAAUUUUACCUCUGAAGCUGUGCACCCAUGUAAUUACAUGUUAGCAGGCCAGGAGAACUACAGUUGGGAUAUUUUCAGUGGAUUGUUUACCUAUGGAAAAUGCCGUCAAACAGAGUCCAUAUUAAUGUAUCCAUAAUCCAACAUUAUGAUUAAAUCGUCUGCAUACAAGCUUAAUCACAUCCACGGUUUGUUGACUUUUGUUGACUUAAAUUUGAUUUAAUCUUUCACAAACCAGAUUCAUUAAAAACACCCAUCUGCAGUGCUGCAAACCUGCAGAAAGUUUGACCAUAGUGAUGUUGAGCAUGACUCACAGCAAAGUGUGAGUCAUCCUUGGAAGUGUCAGCAAGGCUUGUGCCUGCUGAUUAUUCGCAGAGGUUGAUAAUGUAUUUACUACUGGCUGUAAGUCUUUAGUAUGAAGGAAUGUGUAAAAAAAACAAAAUCUCAGUUUACAUUUUUCAUUUAUUGGGAUUAUUGAUUCUUGGCUUUAUUUUGCAUUUACCCCUUGAUUUCUCUCUGUUGCUGUGAAGGACGGGACAGGCAGAUAUGCUAUGUAUUGUGUGAGAUUUCAUAUUUCAUCAUCAUAUUUCUUUUAUUCUUGAUAAUGUCUUUAAUUUUUUUUUUUUUUAACUUGUUGCGCUUUUUGUCACAAAGUAGAUUGAGCCAUGACGACUUGCUGUGAGAGAGCACUGUGAACCUCCUCUUUUAUAAACCACUGUCUGGGAACUCAUACCACACACUGUAGGUUGUAGGUAGUCACAGUCUGUCAUAGAAGUAGAUACAGUUGUUAUGGAACAUGAGAGUGGUAAAGUCACUGCUGCGAAGCUGCAUGAUCAGUCAUUUUUCAGAACCUUCAACUUGGACUUUCCUGUGUAAAAACUCCACUCUGAGCAAACAGACUUUGUCGCUGAAUACCUGUGUGUUUCCAGUUGCAGUAAAGACACAAUGUACACUGGAGAAGCUAUUGCAUUUUUGUUUUGUCAUUGAUGUGUAAUCAUUGCAAAUGAGCUGUGCUUGAGGUUGCAGGGCAUUAAUACCAAGGCCAUCUCCAUGCAUUGCUUCCUAAUUUGGGUUUAUUCAUCCUGUUUUAGUGAGGGGUUCAUCAUCAAUCUGUCCAACUCAUGGUGAACCAAAAGGCAACACUGACAGGAAGCUUCACCUAACCUGAGAUGCUUAAAAAACCUUGGCCUUUGUUCACUGCAGGUGGUUUACCUACAGAGCUACAUAUAAGCUGAGAAUGUCUAACUCCUGAAGGACUGCAUGUGUAGAGUGCUUAGAGCGUGUACUGUCCUUUAAAUGACUGUAACUACCCCUUUUUAUUUGAUCUGUAUUUUAUUUUAGCUUUAGUGUGCUGAUAAUAAUACUAAAGUCCUUGUAUUCAUGGAUUUUAUUUGAGUCAACUAUACAUUUAUAUCUUUUUUUUUUUUUUUUUUUUUUUUUUAAUCCCACAGCUUUGCUGAUUUGUAUUCUCUGUCUGAAAUACUUCCAAUUUAAAUGUGUCUCAUCAUUAUACCAUUUACAGACUUAAUACUUCCACCUCUCUUUUCUCAUGGUUCUGCCUCUUUUACAACCAUGAAUAAAAAAACACUACCUUAAAAAAACA